AUGCUUGAAGUGAAGAAAACUUUGGUUAUGGUGAUGGUAUAUUCUCUCACAACACCUCUAGGAAUCGGGAUCGGUAUUGGAGUCGCCGAGAUUUACAAGGAGUAUAUUCCAGCCACGUUGAUGCUGUCCGGUUUUUCAAACGCUGCAGCCGCCGGAAUAUUGAGCUACAUGGCCAGUUUUCUUUGUUACAACGACAAAGCUCAACGUAGUUUGAAGUUGUUAUUACCUUGUCCUUAUGUGUUCUGCUCGCUGCUGAAAUGUCUCUUUUAUCGUUGGGAUUGA
Messenger RNA from Microthlaspi erraticum, 282 nucleotides. The record is from the annotation of a GenBank genome assembly. Lineage: Eukaryota; Viridiplantae; Streptophyta; Magnoliopsida; Brassicales; Brassicaceae.